Messenger RNA from Heterocephalus glaber (naked mole-rat), 12603 nucleotides. It is a transcript of the gene Elfn2, whose product is annotated as extracellular leucine rich repeat and fibronectin type III domain containing 2. The record is from RefSeq and is a predicted model, not a curated record. Gene Ontology annotation, molecular function: protein binding. Gene Ontology annotation, cellular component: plasma membrane. NCBI's taxonomy places the organism in Eukaryota, Metazoa, Chordata, Mammalia, Rodentia, Bathyergidae.
CUCUCUCUCUGAUAUCAUUUGUGGUAUAUUCGGUUGCUAUGGGAACCCUAAGAAAGAAGUGAGUGUACCCUUCAAGACUUCAGCAUUUUCCCUCCUCCCUCCCUCCUGCUUUCCCCUCCCUCUCUUCCUCUCCUCCUCUCCUCUCCCUCCCUCUCUCCCCCUCGCCUCCUGGCAGAGGAGAGGACUUAGGAGAGGAGCUGCGCUGCCGCUGUGCUGGGCCAGGACCCAGGACCCCAUUGCCAGUUCUGCUUUGGCGGCUGCCCAGGGACCUCCCGGAGACCCAGGCCAGGGACUGCUGUGCUGGCUGCAGGGCCCCUUUCCUUUGCCCGCAGACGUCUGAGCAGAGACGACUGGCCACCCUGAGCGCAAUUCAAUUCAACAGACAUUUACUGAGUGCCUACUAUGCGCCAGGCCUUAGGCUAGGCACUGGGGUGGGGGGUGCAGAGAGGAAAGUGGGGCCCGGUCCUCAGGUAGCUCUGGGUUUGGGGUUGGGGGGCAUGGAGAGACAGUCCAGGGCCCAACAGCUUGGCACUGGGGGAGGAGCGGUGUGGAAGGCUAGGGGCAGCAGAGACAAGGGUUUCAGUGCAUUACUGGAGAGCUGCUUUUCCUUGUCUGUGCCUCAGUUUCCCCACCUGUAAAAUGGGAGGAGGUGAGGUGGAGAGAUGAUUUCUAGGAGCCUUUCAGGAUUCCACAGGCCGUGCAUGCAUCACAGGGGUGGGAACAGAGCAGGGAGGCCAUCACUCUGCAGAGGAGAUGUCUCUGGAGGCUUCUGAGAGGGCGAGGUAUAAGAUUGAGACCUCAGGGGGCCCUACAGGUGGCCUUGGCUCCCCAGGCUCAGGAACUGCAUAAGCAGAGGCCUGAAAGACAGGAAGAGGGCAUCCCCGAAACCUCACAGGGUCAUGAAGGGAUAGGGUAAGGUAUGAGCUUAGAGAGGGGCUUGAGAGCCACAAGGUAGGGCAUGAGCGCUAUUCUGGGGCAGUGGGAGCCAUGGAAGGCUGUUGAGGGAGAGCCAGAAACAGUUGGUCCUGGGCAGCCCCUGCCUUCCCUGGGGUACAUUACCCUAGGGCCCUGCAGCCGUGUGGCCCUGGCAUUGUCAGCACUGAGCUGGCCACUUUCCACCUUAGUCCUCAUGCAGCCCCAUCAGCGACAUUACUGGACCCCAUUCACAGAAGGGGACACUGAGGCUCAGAGAGGGAAGCUUCUUGCCUAAGGUCAUGAUGCAAGCCCCGACCCCCAUGCCAAAGAGGUCUCUGCUCUGUGUAAGCUCAUCCAUCCUGCCCACCCCAAAGGCCUGAGGUGCCUGCCAGAGUUGAGUUUGGGGUGAGGGUAGGAAGCUCCCAAAUGUUGUUAGCAGGGCCGGCUUUCUCUAGGACCUGAGCUCCUUCCCACUUUACAGACGGACAGAUUGAGGGCCUGAGAGUCACAUUGCUGGGCCAGGGUUGAACUUGAGCAACCAACAGCAUAGGGUGGGAGCCUGUCUCCUCAUCAUCUAACUGAGGCUGGGGGCCUCAAGUCCUUGAGACCUGUGCAGAAGCCGACACCCAAGGCCCUGCCCAGGAAGUGGGAAGAGCUGGUAUUGGCGUCACAGACCAUUGUUCAAAUCCUGACUUUGUCUUGGAUGAGCUGUGUGAUGGUGCGCAAGUCAUGAAGUACUCUGGGCCUCGGUUUCUUUAUCUGUACCAGGGAGGACGGGCCUCUCCAUUCCCUCAUUAACACACAUUUAUUGAGCACCUACUGGGGGCCUGGUGCCAGGCCCUUCCCUGGGGGAAACUGUAGUUAUGGAUCCCCAGUGAGGAGGGAGACCAGGGGCUGUGGGAGCCCAGCCAGGUGAGGGCAGGACAGGAGGCAGGUGCCAGCUCCCGCAGGACCAUGUGGGUGGGCUCUGGAUGCGUUGGAAUUUUCCCGGAUCAGCCAGGAGUGCCAUGCUCAGUCUCAGGGUGUAGAAAGCUUCUCCUUGCAGGGUGAGGGGCGGGUGCAGUUGGGCCAUAGGAUCAGAAGCAGAGAGCCUGGUGAGGUGCUGGAAAGGGGGCAGAACCAGAGCAGGCACAGUGGCCCGGUGGGUACAGAGCCCUCCCAGGUGUGGGCACUGGGUGGAUGAUGGGUCUGGGGCUGGAGAGAAGCCUGUUAGGGGCAGAUGGGCAGUGUGGGCUGGGUGUCCAGGCCUAGCUGUGGUGGGGGUGAUGGGUGGAGUUCUAGGUGCCCGGAGGAGCCAGGGGACAGUAGGGACAUGGUUGUUUGGUUGUGGUCAGCUUGAGGCUGAUAGAGGAGCCCCCCCUGGGGGUCUGAGAUGGUCAUAGGGGAGGCAGGUAUGAGCAGAGCUGGGAGCUGGGCCCAGGACCUCCAGGAGGGCCAUGCUUAGAGACAGGGAACAGGGGAAAGACGGGUUCAGGUCCUCGACCCAGGGUGAUAGCACUUCUAGGAGGAAGGUGGUGGGCUUAGGUCUUCCAGAGAUCCUGAAUUCCAGGAGUUGUGGGAGGUGGCGGGAGGGUCCAGCCCCUGGCUUUUCCCGGAAGUCAGGACCUAAGUCAUCCCAAGAAAGAGGAGGCCCCAGAGGGGGAAGGUGUUUGUGAAGGAGGGAAAAAUAUUUGCAUGCAUAACAAGGCUGAAGUGAGGGAGAGAAAAAGGGGGAGAGAGAGAGAGAGAGAGAGAGAUGAAAAGAAAUUACCAUACAUCAGGAUCUUGUUAUUCAACCUAAUUUUCAAAGGACCACAGCUGUCGCACUGAGAUAAUCCGUUAAUUAUAACAGCCAUUGUGCUUUGGCAAUGGGAGAGAAACCGAGGCCGGGAACAGGCUGAAGGCGGGGGGAGGGAGCAGGCUUUUGAGGGGCCUGGACCUCAGAGAGGGGGUAGGGACAGAGGCAAAAGGGUGUGCUGCUCGGAGCCAGGCCUCAGCCUUGCUCACUGUUAUGUGAAAGCUGUGCAUCGAGGCCCUGCACGUGCCAGGCAUGUCCCACACUCCUGGAAGGGGCCCUUGAGGAUAUCUGCAGCAGCUGACUUUACUGAGCAGUUAUUGUGUGCCAGACCCUGCUCUGUGGCUGUUCCCUCUAGCUAGUGCCCUUCUUGCCCAUUUUACAGGAGAGGACACUGAGAUUCAGGGGAAGGAAGCAGCUUGCCAGAGCCAUGGCUAAAUGGGGAGCCUGGAUUGGAGGGGAUGUGGCCCCUCCCCUUCCAGGAGCUCCUAAGUUGGAUUGGCCACCAGGAGUUGGUGGACACGGAAGCUGCCAUCGUUCAGGGCCCUCUGUUCUGCCCAGCCAGCCAUCGCCAGUCACUGGUGGCCCUCCCCCAGCAUUUCCAAAGCUUGAGGGAGCCCCUGGCCCUGACAGAGCCUCCUUGUUCUCAGAGCAGCAGCUGCAGCCUCCAUUUGGGGUGGCUCCCGCCCUCCAGGGCAUCAGUCUCAGGGCCUAGGAGAGAAUUUCCCACUGGCCAGCGGCCUCCGUGCUGACCCCUUGUGACUGACCCUAAUUGGAGGUGGUGAGGAGACAGAAAGUUAUGGGGCUGCAGCCCUGUGAGGGGUUUCUCAGCCUGGCCCACAGGGCUCCAGGGCGUAGGGUGCUGAGGCCUGGUGGAAGAAUAAGGGCACAGGCAGCUUGAGGGAUGGUGAAGCACAGGGCCAUCCCAGAACCCCCAGAGCGCUUCCGUGUGGGCUGUGCUCAGCAGCCAGGCCUCAGGCCUUCGGGGGCCUGGAGUGCAGCAAAAACCACAGGCAGGUCUUCCUGUUUCUGUUCAGACCCAGCAGGGGCCCCAGAUUUGACCCAGGCAGUGUUGUUGGGGUUUAGGGGAGCAGUGGGCCCUGCACAGUGCCAGACAAGUCUGGAGGCCCUGGGGGUGUUCUCCUGACUGACUUGGGGUCCUCACCCCCGUAGGCCUGCUCAGAGCCUGGGGGAGCUUAAGACCAUGGAGAAUUGUGACCUCUCCCAGAGGCCUGGACUCAGCAGCAUUCAUAGAUACAUGAUACAUCCUACCUCCUCUCAAGAACCAGACCUCUAAAAAGAAUCAGGGACCCCUAAAAACAAAAGACCCAUGCUGUCAGUGUCCCAGAGUUCGAAAGUCAGAGCCGUCAACCAGGCAGGAUGGAAGUGGGCUGGGGAGAUUGUGGCCCCUUGGGUCCCAGAACAGGAGGCUCAUGGAAUCCCCCAUGCAGGUGGGGAUUUAGUUGUCCACACUCUGCAGGUCCCCAGGAGCCAGGACACCCCACUCCAGGGAGCCGGGGUGAAGGACGGGGCCCCUGCUCUGCCCUGCACAGUGCAGACCCAGGGCAGCCACAGCUUAUUCCGGAAAGGGGGAUUUAAAAAAUAACACUUCCCAAGUUUCCAAUAUUGGCACUAACAAAAAAUGAAAAAUGUAAUCCUUGUCCCAAUCUGACAGGGUGCCCCAGCAUCUUGUGAGCCAGAGCCUGAUGCUUCCUGUCUGUGGAGGGGAAGCCACCACGUAGCAGUUGGAAGACCUCAGUUUCUUCAUCUGUAAAGUGGGGAUAGUGAUAGCUCUGACUCCAGGGCUGUGCUGAGGACUGAGUGGACACAGGAACUGGGAAGCGCCUAGGCCCCUUGGAGAGCUGUCUUGCUCUCCCGCUGCUCCCUGGAGCCUUUGAGGUCAGCGAGCUCCCUGCCCAGAGCCCCCUUCUCCGGUGGGCCCUGACUUGCUUCUCUGCCUGGGGACGGCCCAGAGGGUGUGGGAAGGCAGGGAACUGCCACGAAGGACGCUGGAGGAGGAGCAGCUGGCGGAGGCAGGGCUGGGGGGUGGGCCUAGCCGGUGCCUGGUACAUAGUAGGUGCUCCAUAAAUGUUUAUUGAAUGAAUGAAUGGAGGCCAUGCAGGCAGAGGCAGCCGUGCGUGCACAGGCACUGGUGAAAGCGGGUCCAGUGGAGACUGGAACCAGGUGACAGAUGGGUCUCUUCCUUCCUGUCCUCGUCUCUCUGCUCUCCUCCAGAGCUGCACCCUGCUCUCCCGUGGGAACCGUCUGAAGUUCUGAGCCCAGAGCUGAAAGAGGAGGAGGAAGAAGAGGAGGAGGAGGAGGAGGAGGAGGAAGAGGAGGAGGGAGAGGAAGUCUGGCCCUGAGACCCUGUGCACCUUCGCAGCAGGAGUUGAGGAGCACCUUGGGGAGCUGACUGUGGGCCCCACACCUCAGCCAGGCCUGGUGCCUGCUUAUAGACCCUUGGAAAGCUCCCAGCAGUUGGCACCGGCCGUGCCUAUCUUGCUUGGGAUCCCCAUGCCGGGGGUCGCCCCCAAGAUGGUGGCGGCCCCGGGGAGGACUGUGCUGCUAGCCCCAGCCUCUGGCCUCUAGAUCCCUGUGCUCCGGCCCCUCACCCCUGCCUGGCUGCCAGGGGGCUGAGGCCCGCACCAUGCUGCGCCUGGGGCUAUGUGCUGCAGCGCUGCUGUGCGUGUGCCGGCCGGGUGCAGUGCGCGCAGACUGCUGGCUCAUCGAGGGGGACAAGGGCUACGUGUGGCUGGCCAUCUGCAGCCAGAACCAGCCGCCCUACGAGACCAUCCCGCAGCACAUCAACAGCACUGUGCAUGACCUGCGGCUGAAUGAGAACAAGCUCAAGGCUGUGCUCUACUCCUCGCUCAACCGCUUUGGGAACCUCACCGACCUCAACCUCACCAAGAACGAGAUUUCCUACAUCGAGGAUGGCGCUUUCCUGGGCCAGUCGAGCCUGCAGGUCCUGCAGCUGGGAUACAACCGGCUCAGCAACCUGACAGAGGGCAUGCUGCGAGGCAUGAGCCGCCUGCAGUUCCUCUUCGUGCAGCACAACCUCAUUGAGGUGGUCAGCCCCACCGCCUUCUCCGAGUGCCCGAGCCUCAUCAGCAUCGACCUGUCCUCCAACCGUCUCAGCCGCCUGGACGGCGCCACCUUCGCCAGCCUGGCCAGCCUGAUGGUGUGUGAGCUGGCCGGCAACCCUUUCAACUGCGAGUGUGACCUCUUUGGCUUCCUCGCCUGGCUCGUGGUCUUCAACAAUGUCACCAAGAACUACGACCGCCUGCAGUGCGAGUCUCCUCGGGAGUUUGCCGGCUACCCACUGCUGGUGCCCCGGCCCUACCACAGCCUCAAUGCCAUCACCGUCCUGCAGGCCAAAUGCCGAAAUGGCUCGCUGCCUGCCCGGCCUGUGAGCCACCCCACGCCCUACUCCACCGACGCCCAGCGGGAACCAGAUGAGAACUCGGGCUUCAACCCUGACGAGAUCCUUUCGGUGGAGCCGCCGGCCUCGUCCACCACAGAUGCGACCACAGGGCCUGCCAUUAAGCUGCAUCAUGUGACUUUCACCUCGGCCACCCUGGUGGUCAUUAUCCCACACCCCUACAGCAAGAUGUAUGUCCUGGUCCAGUACAACAACAGCUACUUCUCUGACGUCAUGACGCUCAAGAACAAGAAGGAGAUCGUGACGCUGGACAAGCUUCGGGCGCACACCGAAUACACCUUCUGUGUGACCUCACUGCGCAACAGCCGUCGCUUCAACCACACCUGCCUGACCUUCACCACCCGGGACCCUGUGCCCGGCGACCUGGCGCCCAGCACCUCCACCACCACGCACUACAUCAUGACCAUCCUGGGCUGCCUCUUCGGCAUGGUCAUUGUGCUGGGUGCCGUCUACUACUGCCUACGCAAGCGGCGCAUGCAGGAGGAGAAGCAGAAGUCCGUCAACGUCAAGAAGACCAUCCUGGAGAUGCGCUACGGUGCCGAUGUGGACGCGGGCUCCAUCGUCCAUGCCGCCCAGAAGCUGGGGGAGCCCCCUGUGUUGCCUGUGGCCCGAAUGUCCUCCAUCCCGUCCAUGAUUGGCGAGAAGCUACCCACCUCCAAGGGGCUGGAGGCUGGGCUGGACACGCCCAAGGGGGCCACCAAAGGCAACUAUAUUGAGGUGCGCACGGGUGCUGGGGGCGAUGGACUGGCUCGGCCCGCGGAUGACCUCCCAGACCUUGAGAAUGGCCAGGGCUCGGCUGCUGAGAUCUCCACCAUCGCCAAGGAGGUUGACAAGGUGAACCAGAUCAUUAACAACUGCAUCGAUGCCCUCAAACUGGACUCGGCCUCUUUCCUGGGGGGCAGCAGUGGUGGUGGGGACCCUGAGCUGGCCUUUGAGUGCCAGUCUCUCCCUGCGGCCACUGCCACCUCCACAGCUGCCGCACCUGGGGCGUUGGAGCGGCCCAGCUUCCUCUCCCCGCCCUAUAAAGAAAGCUCCCACCACCCACUGCAGCGCCAGCUCAGCGCUGAUGCCGCCGUCACCCGCAAGACCUGCAGCGUGUCGUCCAGUGGCUCCAUCAAGAGCGCUAAGGUCUUCAGCCUGGACGUGCCUGAUCACCCGGCCGCCUCGGGGCUGGCCAAGGGUGACUCCAAGUAUAUCGAGAAGGGCAGCCCACUCAACAGCCCGCUGGACCGGCUCCCGCUGGUGCCCACGGGCAGCAGCGGGGGCAGCAGCGGGGGUGGGGGCAUCCACCACCUGGAGGUGAAGCCUGCCUAUCACUGCAGCGAGCACCGCCACAGCUUCCCUGCGCUCUACUACGAGGAGGGCCCUGACAGUCUCAGCCAGCGCGUGUCCUUCCUCAAGCCGCUGACCCGCUCCAAGCGAGACUCCACCUACUCGCAGCUCUCCCCCAGACACUACUACUCAGGGUACUCCUCCAGCCCUGAGUACUCCUCUGAGAGCACACACAGGAUCUGGGAGCGCUUCCGACCCUACAAGAAGCACCACCGUGAGGAGGUGUACAUGGCUGCUGGCCACGCCCUGCGCAAGAAGGUCCAGUUCGCCAAGGACGAGGACCUGCAUGACAUCCUCGAUUACUGGAAGGGGGUCUCGGCCCAGCAGAAGCUGUGACCCUCUCCUCCCUGGUGAGGCUGGAGGGGGAGGGCCGGGGCACUCGGGAAGGGCCCUGGGUGGCCAAGCGGGGCAGUGCACUGAGGGCCAGGGCCUCGGAGUGGACGCACAUGCACACCCGCACGCACGCACCAUGCACACACACCUGACCACCACCUGACUGUGAACCAACCAACACCCGACAAUAAUGGACAGGAAAACGAAGACACGUUUUCCUUAAAGUUUACAAACUGAUACCGAAACCAGGCGUCUUUACUGUGCUGCCCAGGGACUCUGCCGGGGUGUAUGGGGCUGGGGACAGGGACAGGCGACGGGGAAGCCAGGAGAAUGUGGGGCCGGGGGAGCUGGGACUAGAGACGGGAUUGGGGACCAAGGAGACUGAGGUAGAGCUGGACUGAAGCCCCCAAGAUGGGGAUCAGGUCACCGGAUGGACAUUAUUUCCUUCCUCUUGGAUGGCCCAGGGAAAAGAAGUGGUAAUCCCUUGGGUCACACAGCAGAUUAGUCUCAGGCUCCUGCCUUCCCAGCCCAGUGCUGCCCCUGCCCGACUGCUCCCCUGGGCCCCUCAGCUGGUCCACUCAUCGCCCCAUCCAAAGCUGAGGUCCCUUGGGGCUGAGGGAUUCGAGAAUCAGGCAGGUGCUUUUCCUCCCUCGCAAGCCCAUGGACGUGCCCUCAGGGUCGGGCUGCGGCUCCUAACCCUAUGGGGUCCCCAGUAGGAAGGGAGCAGAGGCAAGGACAGGCCACCAACCUCCUUCAAGUGUCUUCCACGUAGCCCGGGAGCUGCCUGGGGGUGGGCGGGGGCAGACCAGCUCCCAUGGCAUCUCAGGUGCAGGCUCCACACCCCGGGCCCCCAGCUUCUCUGGGCCUAGGGGGACCCCUACCCACCCAGAGGGACGACAGUGAAGUGUGAUGCCUGGGGGCAGUAGGGAGGUGAUAGAAUGGUGGGGGGCUUCCCGUCUGCACCCUGCAUCCUAGCCCCGCCUGGCCCCCUCUGUGGGGUCUCUGGGCAGGUCUCGGCUUGCCCACAGGAAGGAAGGUGCCUGCCAACCCAUCCUUGCCUCACCUCCUGGCCAGAGGGGCUCCCAUGUUUCCAUGGAAACGGCCACUUUCCUCUCUGACCCCUACCCAACAUCGAACAAAGCACAAACAGUGAGGUCCCCUCAUUGCCCUGGGGUGGGGGGAGCAGGCUGAGUUUGAGGGCCCCUCCCCCUCCCUAGCUGGCCCGUCUCCAUGGCAACCCGGUGCCUGGCAGUUGGUCUCAGAGCCACCAACCGUUGGGCUCUGGGGUUCUCUCAGUGUGGGCGGCAGCGGAGGGCGGUGACAGAGGGCAGGGCUGGGCUGUGGCUGCCUUUCUCAAGAGCGGGGGGUUUCUGCGGACAAGUUCCAGCGAGGAGCAAUUUUGGGGUCUUGAGCAGUCAGCAGGUUGGGGGGCUGAGAUAUGGUCCCUUCCCCUGUGUAGGAGGUGUGUGUGGGGGGGGUGAUUCUACAGGCGGCUUUGCCCACCUGCCGAUGUGCCCCCAGCGCCCUACCCACCUCGGGAUGGGGGAGCCUUCUGUGCUUCCCCACGUCCCUGCCGGGAUCCCCAGCUCCUGGCCUGUCACCCUCUUGGGCUUCUCCAGACAGGACUGAGACUGUGGGGUGAGGGUAGAUGCUGGGGUGGGACUGAGACCCGUACUGUGGGCAGGGGGCUCUGACCAGGAAAGCUAGUGCCAUCCCUGGGGGAGCCACCAGCCCCUAGUGCUGGAGUGGGGGUUGGAGGAGGGCUGGGGGUCUCCACUGAACACCUCUGUCACAUCAACUUGGGGUUUGGCUGAGCCCAGGGCUCGCUCUAGGGGUGACAUUUGCAAAGGAGGGACUGUUCUGGGGAGCAGAGGAGUCGGGCUGGCAUGGAUGUGCAGGCAGACCUCCCCCAACCCCCAGACUUGGCCCUCGACCCCUCCCCACACCCAGGUGGCAAAAUGGAGACAUGCAGGCUGGGAAGCCAGUGGCGUGAGAAGCAGACUCCCCGUUAUAUUUGCAUGAUGAUCUUACUGUAUUUUUCUGAGCAAACAUCUGUCGUGUAUGUGCCAGUCUGUCCAGUUUCCCCACCUCCCUCCCAAUUCCCCCUGUUGUGAUCUGAGCAGCUCUUGAAACCCAGGGAGGGGCCAGCUCUGCGAAAGACCCAAAACAGGUGCCACCAAAACACAGCCCCGACCCCCACCCACCUCCCGUCUUUCUGGGCAUCAGGCCCACAAGUGCCACCUCCCCACUCCCUUCAUCUCUGUGUACCUCACCCUUCCCUCCCUCCUCCAUGUCAGGGAGGUUGGCCAUAGGGAUGUGUGGAGAAGGCAGCCCUAUCUCCCUGUGGAGAGGGCCUGCGAGGUCCCUCACACCUGCUCUAGUCGUUCCCACUUUGCAGGUGAGGAGGUGCCCUGGCAGCCAGGGGGAUGGGGUCAGUCAUUGCUGGAUACAGGAGGCCGAGAGCUUGGGUUUCAUGGACAAUGGGGGUCUGAGGGAGGAGCAUGGGGAGAAUGAGGAGCUGCCAGUGGCCUGGCAUUGCCCCAGGAAGGUUCCCAGUGGCAGGAUGGGUGCUGUCUGCCCUUCUGCCAUCAUUCCUUCUUGGAGACCUAUAAAAUCUCAGGCCAGCUCACUUCAGGGGGCUUUAAAGUUAGGGCCCCAUUACAAUAGAGGAACCCUGACCCUCCGGGAGAUCAAGUGGCCCAGAAUGAUCAGAUCUCACCGUUCCCCGUGAGACAGAACAGGGCUCUAGACACAGGCCUCUACCCCCUUUCCCAGGCCCCAAGCCAGGCCACACCCCCAGCCGCCCAGGCCAGGCCUCUUUGGGAAGAGCCCCUUGCAUCUGUAUCCUUUUUGGGAUGAUUUCUCCUCUGAUAAGAAGUGAAAUACAAAAGACAAAAGAGCAUUUUCCCCUAGGAGCCCAUGAGGCCUGUGUUUGUAAGGGUAAUGUGUCCUGGCCAGGGCCUAGGCAGGCUGGAACGGUGGCACCUGGGGCAGAGGGAGAGGGGCCAGGGAGGGGUAUGGUCAGGGGCCCAAUGUGGGCAGUUGGGGGGAUCCAGCUGGGGAAGAUAUGGGUGCUGCUUCGUGGACCCCGCUUAGAGCUCAACUGAGGCCACAGCUAGGCUUGCCCGUUCCCGUGCAGCCUGCCCCCGGGGGUGGCACACUCUCCUGCAGGGCCUUGCAGGUGUGCCACCUUGCUGUUGGAGCUAAUGGCCUUCCAGAUGUCUGGCAGGCAGGAAGCUUAGUGUUAGUGGACAGCUCCUCCCUUCACAGGAAGGACCCCGAUUGGCUGCGCACCACAGUGCCCUCAGCAGGAGAGGGGAACCCCUGACUGAGGAGCACUGGGGACGAGGGGUGGCAGUGAGGCGACCCACUUGGGAAGGCCAGGCAUGGGGCAUUUCAGAGCGAUACCUCGGGAACAGCCCAGUAAAGAGUUUGGGGCUGGCCAGGGCCCCUGAUGUUGCCAACUGGAAGUCGCUUAUGCCCUAUUCUGGGAAAGUUGACACAAGGGGAAACAGGCAUAGGAGAGGAAUGGAAAGGAAAGCCCCAGCCUGGAGAAAACAGUCAGUGACAGCAAGGACCAGACAGGGACAGGCCCUUGCUUAGAAGGGCCUAAAUAAAGUGAAGGGACCGACAGGAAAUGUUUCCCAGUGGUGGGCACUGUGCAGGGAAUUAACAUGAGGGGAGGGGCUUGGGGGGUCUCUGGCCCCUCGGAGGAGGCAGCGGGCAGCUGAGUUCCUCAAGACACAAGGGGCUGGAAGAGGAGCCAGCAGCUGUGAGGAAGAGACAGGAGGGGAGUGGGUGGCUGGAGUGGCUGGCUGAGCACCCCUUCCUGCCACCACCACCAUGCCUGGCCUUUGCAGGGGUGUGGGAGGCUGGGUCAAGGAGUAGGGAGCCUGGGGUGGGCAUCCGAAGCCUCGCCUCCCCACUGCUGUCUGUCCUCUCUGGAAAAAUGGCUGCUCCUCAGGGGCCUGCACCCCAGGGCAGGGGCUUCUGGCCAGCUCACAGUCCUUUCUGACACGGCCCCUCCCUGACACUGUGGCUCGCACCUAAGACAGAGUCGGCAUUCCUACCACUUGCCUCCUCAUCCCCCUUAAAGGGGAAUCAGUCCUGCUCGCAGAAGGAAGAGGAAAAGGGGGUCCCGUGGGGCUGUCUGGGGAGGGCCUGGGCCUCCUCUUCCCUGCCCCUGGCCCUCUGCCAAGCAUGCACAGGCCUGGGGCAGGGGUUUGGGCCCAGCGGUGGUGGCUGUCCGUUCCUCUGGGUCCCUGUCCUCCUCAGGCGCCCCAGCCCCAAGCGUGCUGUGGCCUGGCACCUGCUUUGAGCCCCGCAGAGCUGGGCUCGAGGCCCUGAACUCUGAACCUGUGAGCCCCAGCUGUGUACGGACCCUCUCUCCCUCUGGGGGCCUUGAUCCCUCUCCUUUCCUUCAUUUAUGGGGGUAACUUCAUUUAUUUUCUCCUCCCUACAUCUGCCCCGCACCCCCAUUUCCUGUUUUAAACUGAAUGGCACGAAAUUGUUUUCCUCAACUCGGAGAUUCCUGUAUGGAGAGAAUCAAUUUCUAUAUUUGCAAUAAAUUUCUUAUUUAAAACAACAGGCCCAAGGUUUCUGUGGCGUGUUGUCCCUCUGUGUGGAUACUCGCGUCCCAUAGUUCCUGGUGCCCCAGUCCCGUGCUGUCUCUUCCCCCGGAGCUCUGCCCAAGGAACUAAGGAUGAGGCUGAUGGAUGGGGUCAUCCCUGCCUGCGGUCAAGGGGAAAAGAAGUGGAUCUGCCAACACAGGGCAGCCAGCAGGGAAUAUAGGGCAGCUGUGCAUCCC